AUGACCACGAACACGCUGACCUACGACGAGCGCGUGCUGCGGCGCCAGCUCGAGAACGCGGACUGGCUCGGGUCCCGCGGCCUCGACGGCCUCGACAAGCUGCGCGCCCUCGUAAAGCUCACGGAGGCCAACGACGGCGGCAUGGGCCACCCGCUGGUCGCGCUGCCGCGCGGGUGGUACCGCGCCAUCCCGCUGCACGGCGCCGUCAUGAACAACCACGUCGCGACGACGCUGCCGUUCCUCGUCGAGGACCUCGGCGUCGGUCUCGAGUCGCCGGAGAAGAAGGCGGGCAACCGUCCCGCGCACACGGCGGUCAUCUGGGGCCACAACGACGUCGUCGCCUACCUCCUUGCGCGCGGCGCGCGCCACGACGCGGAGAACUCGGAGGGCAUGACGCUCGCGCCCAUGGCGCGGCGGCGGCAGGCGCUGCUCGUCGGCGGCACGCAGGCGGAGCGGGCCUACUACGCGCGCAACGGCGUGCCGCUCGACUACCUCGUCGACGAGGGCGCGCGCCUCGUGCGCAUGCUCGACGGCGUCGAGAACGCCGGCUCCUGGGACGCGUGGGCGUCGGGCGGCGUCGCGCGGCCGCUCGUCGCCCGGGCGGCGCCCUGGCUCCUCGCGGCGCAGCGGCGGCUCGACCUGUUUUUGGUGCGCGCGUGCGCCGUCGCCAUGGGCGUCAAGAGCUUCGAGGCCAAGGAGCAGAAGAAGAAGAAGGGCCCGUCGAAGGCGACGCUGAAGAAGCGCGCCGCCGAGGAGGAGAAGGCGGCCGUCGAGGCCGCGGAGGCCGCCGUAGAGUCCUCGGAUCCGCCGCUGCAGGCGGCCCUCGACGCCGCGGGCCUCGGCGAGGAGCAGUUCUCGCGCGCGCUCCGCUGGCUCGGCGCGACGACGAUCGCCGAGGCGCGGGACCUGGACCGGGGCGACGUCGGCAGAGUCGACGGCCUCGAGUCCAAGGAGCGGCGGUCGCUCUGGCUCUUCGUCGCCGACCGGCUGAAACAAUUGACGGACGCGCGCGACGGCGCCGUCGCGGCCGCGCGCGAGAAGGCCGCGCGCGCGCUCGCCGCCGCGGAGCCGCCGAAGCUCCUCGACAACAAGGCGGGCAUCAUGUUCCGCCUCGAGUGCCCCGUGGGCUGCUUCGCGCUCGUGGCCAAGUUCGCGUACAACGCGCGGCCCCGGCCGCCGCCGCCGCGGCCCAUCACCGACGAACGGUUGCUUGCGGCCGUGGCGGGCAUGAAGAUCUAA
Aureococcus anophagefferens is the source of this 1239-nucleotide messenger RNA. RefSeq lists its product as hypothetical. Lineage: Eukaryota; Pelagophyceae; Pelagomonadales; Pelagomonadaceae. The transcript has a single exon. Bases 1 to 1239 code for a protein of 412 amino acids. The record is from RefSeq and is a predicted model, not a curated record. Gene Ontology annotation, molecular function: protein binding.